Myxocyprinus asiaticus (Chinese sucker) is the source of this 2401-nucleotide messenger RNA. RefSeq names its product autophagy protein 5-like. NCBI's taxonomy places the organism in Eukaryota, Metazoa, Chordata, Actinopteri, Cypriniformes, Catostomidae. The transcript has 8 exons. Gene Ontology annotation, biological process: autophagosome assembly; nucleophagy; cellular response to nitrogen starvation. The coding region runs from base 212 to 1039 and encodes 275 amino acids. The record is from RefSeq and is a predicted model, not a curated record. Gene Ontology annotation, cellular component: phagophore assembly site membrane; Atg12-Atg5-Atg16 complex; cytoplasm.
CUGUUGUUCAUGUUCAGAUGCAGGAGGUGAUGUGAUCUGUAGGACAGGGAUAUUUUUUUUUAUCGCUUCAAGGGUGUUAGUACGCGUCUAAUGUUGUGCUAUCAGUGUUAGCUUUAUUUACAUACAUGAUCACGUUUACAGCUUCAGAAUUAUUAGUAAAUAUCACAAAUACUGUAUCGACAUUAUAUGUGUCACCUGGAGAAAGAAGAUCAUGGCAGAUGACAAGGAUGUCCUCCGAGAUGUUUGGUUUGGAAGAAUACCAGCCUGUUUUACAAUGUCUCCAGAGGAGAGCACGGAGAGAGAAGCAGAACCAUACUAUCUCCUCCUCCCGCGGGUCAGCUACCUGACGCUAGUCACUGAUAAAGUCAAGAAACAUUUUCUCAAAGUCAUAAAGGCAGAAGAUGUGGAGGAGAUGUGGUUUGAAUAUGAAGGAACGCCACUCAAAUGGCACUACCCAAUUGGUGUGUUGUUUGACCUCCAUGCUUCAAACACAGCUCUCCCCUGGAAUGUCACCGUGCACUUCAAGAACUUCCCAGAUCAAGAUUUACUUCACUGUCCGUCAAACUCUGUGAUAGAAGCACAUUUCAUGUCGUGUAUUAAAGAAGCAGAUGCACUUAAACACAAGAGUCAGGUCAUAAACGAUAUGCAGAAGAAAGAUCAUAAGCAGCUGUGGAUGGGCCUGCAAAACGAUAAGUUUGACCAGUUCUGGGCCAUGAAUCGUAAACUCAUGGAGUAUCCCACAGAAGAGGGAGGCUUCCGCUAUAUUCCCUUUAGAAUAUAUCAGACAAUGAGUGACAGACCAUUCAUCCAGAAGCUUUUCCGCCCUGUUUCUUCUGAGGGCCACCCGCUCACACUGGGAGACCUGCUGAAGGAGCUGUUUCCUGCUGCCAUAUGUGUGGAGGACGAGCCAAAGAAAUACCAGGUCAUGAUUCACGGCAUUGAACCCCUGCUCGAGACGCCCAUCCAGUGGUUAAGUGAACACUUGAGCCACCCAGACAACUUCCUCCACAUCAGCAUCAUCCAAGCACCUACUGACUAAUCUCAGAAGAUCCUUUGGAUUGGUGAUGGAGAAUUCCGGAUGAAAGAUCUGCAGAGACGUUCUGUUGGCACUCCCUUCCUCCCUGUUCUCUCAUUCUCAUCCUGAUGUGGCCUUAUCGAGUGGAGGUCAUCCAACAACACAGUCCUGUGCUCUUCAUGUGAAGGAAUCACUUUUACAUUUACUCUGUAGAUUUGGAGCGCUCCGAUGGGCGUCCUGUGUACUUGCUGCCUUGAAAUUCUCACAUACAUACAUUUGCACAAGCUUGAUGUGAUUGUAGACCCACAUUAACUCCUUCACACGCCCGUUCCCACCCUCUAAUUAGUGAGUAACAUAUGCUUAGACUCUCAGAUCUCUGUUAAUUAUUAGUAGGAAUCUUUUUUGGUGUUUAAUGAGCCUACUAAAUGGUUGUACGUACUCGUUGACUGCCAUGGGGCUUGAUUAUUAACACGGUUUAUGGAGGCAGUCAGGGGGCAGAUGAGGUCAUAAAUCAGGAAAGAGGAUGACUUUGGGAUUUUAGGGAUGUGUAUCGGUAACAUCAUAUAGACACACGAUGUAUUUGAUGUGUCAGAGUGUCUGGUUUUGGCUUUCUUGUAGGGGAUCACAGAGCAUUAUGAUGGGACUAGCUGAUUACUCAUAGUCCCAGUCAAACAUGUUUGUGUGAUAGUGGUAUAGAGCACAAAUGAAAGCCAUCGUUUCCAGACACCAUUAAGGGUAAUGGAUUUCACUGUUUCUGAUAUAUAUAUAUAUAUAUAUAUAUAUAUAUAUAUAUAUAUAUUUUUUUUUUCCAUCUAUUUAGAGAGUCACAGUUUUCGUUCAUUUAGAGCCAAAACUUGAUCUUUGAAAUGGAUGUUCAUUGCAUAGUCAGUCCGACGCCAUACAAACAUCACAUAUCACCUUACAGUAUUUUUUAUUUUUUUUAUAUUUACGACCUGUAGGCAGAUGGUCUGUCUGUGUUUAGUGUGUUUGGAGGGGAUGUGGGGGCUGAACAUCAGUGCUGCAGACGAAACGCAGCUGAGAGUGAUUAUUCGUUUAGAGGAAUCAGUGAGUGUUUUGCCCCAGAACUGAGACAGCGGGGAAAACCGCAGGGCUUACGCCACCACCAGGACACUUCUCGGCAGACUGUUCCUCAAACAAUGCUGUUUGUGUACAAACUCUCAGAUGUUUAUAUCGUUCGCUAUAUGACUCUGAACAACUUACAGAAAUAAAGAUCCUGCAGAAACUGGUCACUCCUAAUAACACGGUUAAAUGAAUAAUAAUGUGUUCAAAUGUGCAUUUUCUUGCUUCUUUUCAUGCAGUGAUUACUUUUCUGUGUUUGCUUGAAUGACUUAAAAUGCAUUUAAUUAAAACACUAUUUUAUAGCUA